AUGACACCAGCACAAUUGUUAAUUAUUUGGUAAACUUUGACUUCCUUGCAACAGAUGAGUUGUUAGUGACCCUUGUUCCUGUGUCCAUGAGUAAUGUGUUACCUGGACUGUUCUGGGAAAAAAAAAAAAAAAAAAAAUCCGUGGACACUGUUGGUCUGAGUUGGGAACAGAAUGGCUGAGACAGAAGCAUUUUUAGCCGAUGGCAAUCAGGAGUUACUUCCCUGUGAAGUCUGUGGAAGACGCUUUGCAGCAGAUGUUCUGGAAAGACAUGGACCAAUAUGUAGGAAACUCUUCAACAAAAAGCGUAAACCUUUCAAUUCCCUGAAACAAAGAUUACAGGGCACUGACAUUCUCAUUGUGAGAACAGCUCCUCAGUCCAAGCAUCAACCUGUGAGGAGAUCUAACUGGAGACAACAGCAUGAAGAUUUCAUUAAUGCAAUCCCUUCAGCCAAGCAGUCUACACUAGUCGUUAAAGAAGGCCGACCUCUCCCACCUCCACCUCCUCCAUCCAUCAACCCAGAUUAUAUUCAGUGCCCAUACUGUAUGAGGAGGUUUAAUGAAACCGCAGCCAGCCGGCAUAUUAAUUUCUGCAAGGAUCAGUCUUCUCGCCGAGUCUUUGAUCCAGCCCAGACAGCAGCCAAAAUGGCAUCCAGGGUGCAGGCUAGGGCUCAGAUGAGUCCCAAAAAAGAGCCAACUGUAACCAGUGCCGUGAGAGUGUUGCUGCAGAACAGGGCCCUGGGAUCCCCGACUGUGGUCCCAGCUAGGCCAGGAUUAGCAGUGGACCCUGCUUCUGGAGCAAAACUCAGACAAGGAUUUACUAAAUCUUCUAAAAAAGAUUAACUCCUCGAGGCCAGACGGUCUCCCCUUAUCAGCCUGCGUGGCUGUGUACCCAGGAAUGCCACCUAAGGGGAGGGAAAGGCAGACAGCUGUUCCAUAAGCCCACGAUUCUUCUUGAGACAUCAUGUAGAACAAGUAAAAACCAGAUUCAGAUUUUCUUCUUCUUUACUCCCUUUAAAAUUUUCAAAACAGUAUCAUUAAACAACAUAUCAGCCUGCGUGAAAGUGGUUGAAGUUUUGGUGGGUUUUUUUCGGACAUUUAAUAGGUCUUUAAAGAAAUGUUACUUUGGUGUUAGAACUUUUUGGUGAAACAGUCUUUGGAGUUCUAUUUACUGGCAUUAUUUACUUACUAGGAGAAUCGGUUUUUUAUCCAGCUUCAGUCUAUAUAAUGUGAAAUCCCAUUUUUGAUAUUUUCUUCUGAUAAACUUUAAUUAGUAAAUAUCCUAAGUUUCCAUCUGUAUACGACGAAGAAUUUUCCCACACCAGUGCACACAAUUUCGGGGGAAACGCUGCAGUGGAGGAACAAGAUACAAGAACCUUCCCGUCCUGUGGGAAGGAUGCUCUUAAGAGGCCUCAGGCUGUUUCUCAUGGCCAGGUCAGAAGUCACCUGCUCAGUUUGCCUCCGGUUUCUAUGGCUCUGUGGGGAGGUGGUGUCUCAACUCUUCCUUCUCCUUGCCGUCCUCUGGGUGAAUACACUCUUUUUGUAAAGUCUUUUGUACUCCUGCUUUUUCAUGUAAGAAUUUUUAUUUAAAAAAAUUGUUUUAAUGUUUUA
Messenger RNA from Lynx canadensis (Canada lynx), 1608 nucleotides. It is a transcript of the gene ZC2HC1B, whose product is annotated as zinc finger C2HC-type containing 1B. Lineage: Eukaryota; Metazoa; Chordata; Mammalia; Carnivora; Felidae. The record is from RefSeq and is a predicted model, not a curated record. The transcript is spliced from 8 exons. The coding region runs from base 172 to 840 and encodes 222 amino acids.